This is a messenger RNA of Silurus meridionalis, 1201 nucleotides long. Its product is annotated as SLAM family member 5. Lineage: Eukaryota; Metazoa; Chordata; Actinopteri; Siluriformes; Siluridae. The record is from RefSeq and is a predicted model, not a curated record. The transcript has 5 exons. The coding region runs from base 216 to 1040 and encodes 274 amino acids.
AGUCACACUAAGAGACGGAAAGCAUUUCUCUUUUUUGGCUUGAUAUUUGCAGUUCUAAAAUAUAAAAUUUGUUUAGUAGGAAAAAAAAGCAGUCAUUUAAAGAACAUAGUUAAUAUGAUAUUUGUCUAUGUUUGAUUUUAAAAUCGAGUGACGAGUCGGAAAUGCGACUGGUGGUGUACAGAGUUAGCCUGUGUUAUCUAAGUUUUUAAUAAGUAAUGCUUCAAGGUGUGGCCUUUCAGUUAAUCUGUAUGGUGGUGUUUUUCCAGCAAGCCAGUGGUGAGGAUGUGAACAGUGUUAUUGGCUAUAUAGGCGAGUCAGUUUUCCUGAGACCACAUGUUGAUCCAUCAUGGGAUAUAAAAAAUAUUCAGUGGUCAAUUUAUAAGAAUUCUACCCUAAUUGCAACCUUUGAAAACAAUGUCCUGAAAGUUGAAAGGGUGGCACAAUUCAAAGGUCGACUUGAGCUCAACAUAAAGUCAGGAGAUUUAAAAAUUACAAAGUUAAAAGCUACUGAUUCAAUGGAAUACACCGUUCACAUUGAAAACAGUGAAAACAAUGACAACACCAGCAGAGUCAGGCUUUCUGUUCGAGAACAAAUCCCUGAGCCUGAAAUAACAGUGCUGCACAGUUGUAUGGAUAAAGGCAAAUGCAUAAUCUCACUGAAGUGUUCAAUACUUAGCAUUCACAUUUCUCUCUUGUGGAAACCUGAGCAUGGCUUCAGUGAGCACUUCUAUAGUAGUAGUGCUAAUGCCACCGGAGAGUCUGUGAUGUGGACAUCCUUCAGCAACAGAUCCGUAAACUUCUCCUGCAUUGCUACAGAUGGAAAUCACAAUAAGUCGAGCCAGAGGAAUUUACAAUGUCUAGAUCCAAAUACCAGCUGCUGCAGUUGCAUUUGGCUUGCAUUGUUCAUCAUAGCUCUCAUAGCUAUCCCCAUAGUGUUACUGUUAUACCGCUGGUGUAAAGCUAAUCCUACGAUAUGUAUGAACUGGAUGAGAAAUUUGCCCAGGAUACAAAGAUUAUUUUCAAGAUGUUUUUCCAUUUGAUUUGGUUUUUGCUCUGUUAUUGUAAUAUGUAUUUAGUUAUUUUUUCUUAAACCUGCAGCAAAUCAAAUAAAAAUAACGUGUUUACUUUAGAAACUUUUUGUUAGGAAAAUAUUGGGUUUAAAUGUGAAGUUAAUAAAUAUGCAUACACGUGUUACCUCUCA